Molecule: messenger RNA, 1039 nt
Organism: Oncorhynchus nerka (sockeye salmon)
Lineage: Eukaryota; Metazoa; Chordata; Actinopteri; Salmoniformes; Salmonidae
Product: PLAC8-like protein 1
Exons: 6
Coding region: 100-672 (190 amino acids)
Source: RefSeq, a predicted model, not a curated record
CACAAGAGUACAUGCAGACGCUCGCUUAGUGUGUGUCUUUGGUUGUGAGCGAGUCAUUUGCCGUUACUACAGCUCUCUGGUAGCACGUAGCUGGUGUCUAUGAUUAAGGGAGCAGUCAGCAUGGAGGAUACCACAGCCAUAGUCACAGCCACCACAGACCAUUGUGCACCAGUCACCAAAGCAGCAUUGCAGCAGGCCCCAGGUUAUGAGGAGGAAGCCGGGGGCUGGGACAUAGGAACAGGAAGUGCAGGUUGGAACCCACAGAGUGCUGCUGCUGCAAUGGAACUUCCCGUUCUCACGCAGCCUGGCUUGGGGGUAACCAAGACGACAGUGACCACGAUCACUCAGACUGGAGGGGACUGGAACAGCAGCCUGUUCAACGUGUGUGGAGACAAGACUACAUGUCUCUUAGGGGCCUUUGUGCCCUGCUGCCUGGACCUGAGUCUGGCCCACCACUAUGGGGAGUGUCUGUGUUUGCCCCUGCUUCCUGGCUCCACGUUUGCCAUGCGGGUGGGCAUCAGGGAGAGAUACAAGAUACGGGGCAGUGUCUGUGAGGACUGGACCACGGUGUACUGCUGCUACCCCCUGGCCGUCUGUCAGAUGAUCCGAGAGAUGAAGAGGAGGAUGAAGAGCCAGACCUACCAGGUGUCCACUGCACUGGAGUGCUCCUGACAACAUGGCUGUGGACUAGGUUCAUUAAUCCAGGUGUCUGAGGGUCAUCAUACCACAGGUGCCCAUUUGGUUUCUUAUGAGCUCUCAUUAUCCAAGGUUUCUGAAGACUUUCCUGUUAAAGACGAGUCUGUAUAUGUGAAAUGAAUGGUGAGUUGGUUGAGUCAAGAUUCAUUUGGUUAGUGAUACUUUUCUUUAUUUGCGAGUGGUGACUUGCAGUAGGUUUAGUGUUUUAGCCCAUUUAGUAUCUGUAACAUCAGAGCUACUUUACCAGACAAGGGUUAUAGACGUUUGUAAAUUAAGUUAACAGCCAAGUUUAUGAAGCAAUCCAUGUACGCCAUGAAAUAAUAAUAAACCUAUUUGCAUAUUU